Trichoderma harzianum CBS 226.95 is the source of this 1938-nucleotide messenger RNA. RefSeq lists its product as hypothetical. The record is from RefSeq and is a predicted model, not a curated record. The transcript is spliced from 4 exons. NCBI's taxonomy places the organism in Eukaryota, Fungi, Ascomycota, Sordariomycetes, Hypocreales, Hypocreaceae. The coding region runs from base 57 to 1682 and encodes 541 amino acids.
ACAACACUCACUCGCCCAAGCAAUCAUACACACAAGAUCUGUGAAAAAUCGUCCUGAUGGGUUCUCAACCUCCUGUCCACAAGCGGCUCAUCGUCUGUUGCGAUGGGACGUGGAUGAAUAGCGACAACGGCUACGUAGAGCCGACUCUAGAGCAUCCUCAGGGAACGCUUCAAGUACCUUCGAAUGUGACGCGAAUCAGCCGAUGUUUCAAGCGGCGGUGCAAUGAUGGCACACUGCAAAUUAUAUCGUAUGAAUCCGGAGUAGGAACUGGUAGCAAUGCCAUUGACACCCUCACCGGCGGCGCAUUCGGCCUGGGUCUCUCAGAACGAGUCCGCGAAGCGUACUCAUACCUAUCCUCCAACCAUAUGGACGGCGAUGAAAUAUUUCUCGUCGGAUUUUCUCGAGGGGCCUUUACAGCUCGAUCGGUCGCAGGAAUGAUUGGCAACCUAGGCCUUCUCACCAGGGAGGGCUUGGAAUACUUCUAUCCCAUCUUCAAGGACAUGGAAAACUGGAACAACGACGAUUACGACGACGAGUUCCCAGGGCAGCCGUUUCCCAAUAAACCUAAGGGACCAAACGCAGCCGCCGUGUACCGAAAGAGGCUCGAGGAGCUGGGGUAUACCCGCGUUUACCAGGAGAAUGGCGAGUUGAUCAAGAUCAAGGCCGUCUGCGUUUGGGACACUGUUGGUAGUCUGGGUAUCCCCAAGGUUUCGUGGCUCGACAAGAUAGGCAUUCAUCCCUCAAACGACGAAUAUAAAUGGCAUGAUACAUCGCUGUCGGAUCGCAUAGAACAUGCCUUUCAGGCACUUGCUCUGGAUGAGACUCGUGCUCCAUUUUCCCCAGCUGUCUGGGAACGUCUUCCAGAGAAUAGGUUGACGACCGAUCUUAGACAGGUCUGGUUCCCAGGAAACCAUGGAAACUGUGGUGGAGGUUGGCCCGACCAAGAAGCCUCUGACUCUUCACUUGCCUGGAUGAUGGACCAGAUGGCAUCUGUCGGAGUCGAGUUCGAUUUAUCAUGUCUCGAGAGGGUCGCACAAAAGACCAUCGGCUACUACAAAAGCCUGCAAACUACAAAGAAGAAGGGUCCAAAAUGGGCUGUUGAUCCCAUCUAUUCAAGCAACCAGCCAGUGCGGCCGUGGGCACUUGGGUCCAUCAAUAAGGCUGGCAGCUUCAUAUACAAACUCUCGGGAUUCGAAGACAGGACGCCUGGUUUAUACAAGCGAACCGAUCCGAAGACAGAGCGUGACACCAACAUCUUCUUGCAAGACACCAACGAACGAAUUCACAGCUCUGCCAGAGUUCGGCUUGCUUGCAAAGGUCUUGGAUUGGACGAUAAGGGAGUCUGGAGCUGUCCAUCCCUAUCCAGCUGGCAGUUGAAGCAUACGGAUGCAAUGUUUCAAGACCCGAUACCUCACAACCCCAGCUGGUGGCAAGGCCCGCCCGAUGAAUCUGGGCUGGAUAAACAACAGACUGGAAGAUGGAUUUGGGAGUUCGCGGGGCCAAAGGGUUCUGCGCCUACGGACCCCAAGCAGAGGAUCAUGGUGGAGGAGCCAUUGGGACCUUAUGAACGAUAUCUGCUUCAACUCUCAGAGGGAACACCAAACGUCUAUCUGUUUGCCGAGACUCAAGAUAUUGACUGGCAGGGUAAGAAGAUUCCCGCCCUAAGAAGCGGCAAGGAGUGAGGCGGUCGAGGAGCUGCCGCUUGGAGAUUGAUGAUUUAAUGGCAGAGUGGUGACGUUCACAGACAAUUGAGCGUAUUUCAUCAGGAUAUAAUACGGCAUUGGAAUUUGGAAACACGGCGUUUUAUAGAUGUGAAUAAGGCUAUCAAUGGGAUUUGCACUAUCUUGAGUACCUCGUGCUUUGUUCAUUGUGGCAAGUUUGGAGGCUUCUUAGAGUCACGUGACAGCGUAUCAAGCUAAGGCGCGAAGGCGCGACUGC